AUUUACCCUCGCGCGAUUUACUGGAUUGGAUACGAUGGCGGCGCCCCACCCGUACGAGUGUGAGAUCGUCCUGGACUUUGCCUCGGCGGAGGCUGCCACGUAUGCCUACGAGACGCUCAAUGUCGACGACGAGAUCUCGCCUGAGAAGAUCACCAAGCAGCUCUCGACCAACGGCCACCAGCUCAUUGCCCACUUUUGGGCCUGCGAGAUCCGCAUGCUCCGCGCCGCUGCCUCGUCGUUCUACGACAUGGCACUCGUGACCUCGCGCGUGCUCUUGGAAUUUGACGGGCUUGACGAAUAGAAAGCUGCCACAAUCUUCAUUCGUGUGUGUCUUGUGUGCUAGCUCCUGCCACGCUGUAUCGACUUGCUGCAAAUUGGAGACGCUACCUGUCCUCGGCAACGCGAGACGCUCGAGCGUACAGCCGCAACGCUAGCACGCGCUGCAGUACUCUGCGUAUUGACUAACGAACGCAAAUCUCCCGGUUAAUCUGGUC
Molecule: messenger RNA, 494 nt
Organism: Saprolegnia diclina VS20
Lineage: Eukaryota; Oomycota; Saprolegniomycetes; Saprolegniales; Saprolegniaceae
Exons: 3
Coding region: 35-301 (88 amino acids)
Cellular component (GO): EKC/KEOPS complex
Source: RefSeq, a predicted model, not a curated record